GAACGUUGUGGAAACGUGAAGCGCCUGCGUGUUGCUGCUUUCAUUUAGCUUCAUUGAACAGAGCUGAGAAGCCGAAACACACAAAAACAUGAGUUUAUUAAACAAGCCCAAAUCUGAGAUGACUCCAGAGGAGCUCCAGAAGCGAGAGGAGGAAGAGUUUAACACCGGUCCACUUUCAGUGCUCACCCAGUCUGUGAAAAACAACACACAGGUCCUCAUCAACUGCCGCAACAACAAGAAGCUGCUGGGCAGAGUCAAAGCAUUCGACAGGCAUUGUAAUAUGGUUCUGGAGAAUGUGAAAGAAAUGUGGACAGAGGUGCCCAAGAGCGGCAAAGGCAAGAAGAAGUCAAAGCCAGUGAACAAAGAUCGCUACAUCUCCAAGAUGUUCCUGAGAGGCGACUCGGUCAUCGUGGUGCUGAGGAACCCACUCAUCACAGGGAAAUAAAGCUGACGUGUAACACGACUGUUCAAGUACAGGCUGUCUCCUGGACACACACUCACUCACACAACUGUGUUAAAAGUGCUAAUUAGGCUUUUCAGCUAAUUAAUUAUUACUUCAUACACAGAAUGCCUUGAGCUGAAACAAUAAUGUUUAGCUGGAAAACGUUUAACAUCAUCUGGAGAGAUUGUCUGGUCAACAAAAUGAUAAAGAUGUUGGAGUUAAUUUUGUUGUUGUUAUUGUUUUGUCAUUUGUGAUUUGUUUUCUAAAUAAAUUUUUGGAUAUUCAA
Molecule: messenger RNA, 728 nt
Organism: Danio rerio (zebrafish)
Lineage: Eukaryota; Metazoa; Chordata; Actinopteri; Cypriniformes; Danionidae
Gene: snrpd2
Product: small nuclear ribonucleoprotein D2 polypeptide
Biological process (GO): RNA splicing; mRNA splicing, via spliceosome
Cellular component (GO): U12-type spliceosomal complex; cytosol; nucleus
Molecular function (GO): RNA binding
Source: RefSeq, marked provisional